GGGGGGGGGGGCAGUAUUUUUGUGCCAUCUUAUUGAUGUAAAGACUCAUGUCAAAAUCUGCGUUCAAAUAACAAAUGUCAGUGCUAGACAAUGCAGCAUCGGAAUGGCUGGCCUCGCCAUUGCGGCAUCACAUGGGUCCGUAGAAGAUCUUGUGAGGUCCUGAAUGAGCGCAGUGUCUUUCGAUGAAAGUAUGGCCAUUUGCUGAUUAAUGUGUGCAAAUCAAUUCAUUUGUAAAAAUGAGCAGAAUCCAUUAGUACAAGCAACACAGUGUUUGAAAGGCUCUGCAAGCGACCGCUAUCUGAGUUCUGUCCCUGCGGCGGCGAUGCAUGCAAAUUUGGGUUGCAAGUUCUGCAUCAGCAGAACAGUUUGCCAGUAUGUCAUUAUCGUCAAAUAUUUGUAGAGCAGCCCUUUCAACAUCACAGGUGAAUCAGAACUUCAAAUAAGUAGCUGUUGAGCUGGCCUUUUGCCAUUUGUUUUUAUCACUGUAAACUGCAUAUUUGGCAUCCAGAGUCCCACAAUGCCCUGUGUAGUAUGUCCAAUAAAAUGCAAGCUCCAGCUUGCCGACUGUGCUGACAACAGUGUAACAUUGCUUGUUGAGAAGUAAUGCAUGAGCUUGCUGAUUAGUUAUCUUUCACUUCUAAUAGUAGUGUGUGUGUAUCCUGGCAAAAAUGUACUGUGUGUAUUAUAGGGCUGCCAAACCAGACCCUUCAAAAGUCACUUCGAAGAUCGACCUGGAAAGCUACAAAAAGAAAAAGCGUCUGGAAUCAAUUUCACUAUUCUACAUGAAAUUUAUCAUAAUGUGAUGCAUGAAAAAGUCUGAAGGAACCAUACCUAAAGUUUAACAGGAAGUCGGCCAUUUUAGACGACUUCCAAGGCUCAAAAGCACAAAAUCCUACCAUGGAAUUUGUGCAAAUGAGCCCCAGUUUGGAAGGUGUGCUUGACAAAUGGGUGAUGCUAAAUUGACAAACACUUUUUAGGUACACCAUGGAUGGAGCAUGACAUUAACAUUUGAUGAUUAUUUUGAGGAUUCACUGUGAAAAAAAAAGUGAUUACGGGCCCACUCAGCUUUAAUUCUCGCUAUUUCCAAAUGUGAUGCACAACAAAUGCUGUUAACUUAAUCGUUAAAUACUGGUAUUUAUUUAUUUUUUUCAUAUGUAGCAACGUUUGAUGUUUUUACUGUAAUGUUGUCUCUCCCCAUUUUGCCCAAUACUUGACUUCAUCUUCUCGGAAAUCAGCAGGGUCGUUGAACUUUUCUCGCCUACUAUGGACAGCGGUACUAUUGUACCGAGAGAAGCUUAGUGCCCCUGAGCAAAGUACAAAGUUCCCACCAGUACAAAUCCCACUGGCUGGUGUCCCCGGAUCACUACACUCAUGACAACGCAACACAAGAAUUGGUAGCUCUCGUUUUGACUUUCCCAAAUUGCAGCGGAGCAUUUCAGUCUUCUUUUUACCACCGCGUCGGAAUUUUGGGGUUUGGACACUUUAACACCACAGCAUGUACGCGACUACACUUCUGAUUCUGCUCGCUCUGUGUGCCAGCGGAGGACGUGGAGAAGAGAAACAAAGUCGCGGCCACGUUUCCGUGGUGGUAGUUGGGGGCACAGGGGACUUGGCGAAGAAGUACCUCUGGCAGGGCUUCUUCCAGUUGUACUCGAAUCAAGUCAACAGGAACAGUUUCUCUUUCUACGCUGGUGGAAUGUCGCCCGCGGACAAGGCCAUGCCGAUAUUCUUUGGUAUCCUGAAGGCGGUGUCGUGCCCGAAGGAUGUCUCUGAUGAACGCUGCGCCUUACUCAAGGAGCAGUUCUUGCGGCUAGCGCAGUAUCGGCAACUCAAGAGCCCUGAUGAUUACCGGGAUUUGGCCCAGCAAAUUGAGCAGCAGGCUCAGGAGGAAGGGCUAACCGAGGCCGGACGGCUAUUCUACCUCUCUGUGCCGGCAUUUGCGUACGCGGAUAUCGCGGAUAAAAUCAACGUCAACUGCAGGCCUGUUGGCGGGGCGGCUUGGCUCCGAGUGGUUCUGGAGAAACCUUUUGGACACGACCUGAGGAGCGCUCAGGUGCUUGCAGCUCAGCUCGGGGAGGCCUUGCGUGAUGAAGAAAUGUACAGAAUUGACCACUACUUGGGAAAGCAGGUGAUCUCAAAGAUCCUUCCAUUCAGAGUAGAAAACAAGAAGUUCCUGGAUCCCAUCUGGAACAAGCACCACAUUGAGAGAAUAGAGAUUGUACUGAAAGAGACUCUGGAUGUACAAGGUCGUAUUCCCUUCUACGACCAGUACGGCGUGAUCCGAGAUGUAAUCCAGAACCACCUGACGGAGGUCAUGGCUCUCCUAACCAUGCGGCUUCCUACCAAUGUCACUGACAGCAAGGAACUUCUCCAAAAUAAGCUGCGGCUCUUCAGUUCUUUGUUGCCCCUGGGCAAGAAUCAGGCAGUGGUCGGCCAGUACCAAGCAUACCAAGCCGAGGUUCAGCGGGAGCUCAACAAGACCAAAGACCACGUCAGCAUCACGCCAACAUUUGCAGCUGUGUUGGCGCACAUGGACUCGGCCCAGUAUGACGGAGUGCCCAUCCUUCUGAUCUCGGGGAAGAUGUUGGACGAACGAGUGGGAUACGCACGGGUUCUUUUCAAGAACGACAUGUUCUGUCUUCAGCACGGCUUUCAUUGCAAGCCCAAAGAGAUAAUCUUCUACUUUGGACACGGUAGCCUUCGAUACCCAGCCAUUCUCGUUUCCAAGAAUCUUUUUAAGCCAUCUCUGAUGGAGGGCGAGUGGAAGGAAGUGACGGAUCACACAAAUGUUAACGUCCUAGGGUCGCCUCUGUCAAACUACUAUGUCCAAACUCCAACGGUGCAGCGGGAAGCUUAUGCGGAAUUAAUUUCUCACAUUUUUGCUGGACACAAAAAUAGUUUUAUCAGUACCGAAAAUCUCCUUGCCUCUUGGGACCUGUGGACCCCGUUGCUUGAGAGUUUAGCCGGCUCGUUUCCCCGCGUCUACCCGGGAGGGGUCGACAACGGCGACCUGCUGGAUAUCCAUUUGAAAGGGAAGGAGAUUGCUUACAAAAGUGAUGUGGUACUUCUCGGGCCGGACCAGUUAGGAGUUGAGUCUGCAAGGAGUUUCCUAGUCAUGCAAGGGAAGUACCGCGACGCUCACAUGGUAUCUGCCUGGGCUGAGGAGCUGGUGGAGCGUCUGGCCGCCGACAUCCAGGAAGCGGCGGAGGCGGCCGUGCUUCAAGGUGGCGUUUUCCACCUGGCCCUCUCCGGCGGGUCUACACCCAUUGCGCUCUUCCACAGGCUGGCCCUGCACCAUUUCUCCUUCCCCUGGAGUGACACCCAUAUUUGGAUGGUGGACGAGCGCUGCGUGCCAUUGACUGAUCCGGAGUCCAACUUCCACAACAUCCACCAGCACGUUUUGCAGCACGUGCGUAUCCCCUACUACAACAUUCACCCGAUGCCGGUGCAGUUUAAGCAGCGUCUGUGCGUGGAGGACGACGCCGCAGCGCUGAUGUAUCAGGAAGACAUCAGCAGAUUAGUCAAUGGCUCCAGGUUCCACUUCGUACUCCUGGGCAUCGGCCAUGACGGACACACGGCCUCCCUCUUCCCUGGCGCCAAAGCGGCCCAAAGUGACAAUGGCCUGGUGGUCCUCACCGAGAGUCCCAUCAAGCCGCACCGCCGCAUGAGCCUCACGCUCAGCGCUAUCAACCGAGCCCACAGGGUGGCGCUGCUGGUGAUGGGCAAGGGAAAACACGAGCUUGUCACCCAGCUGAGCCGUGUCAAGGACGAGCCAAACAAAUGGCCCGUCACUGGGGUGAAACCCACUGACGGCACGCUCGCCUGGUACAUGGACUAUGACGCACUUUUAGGUUAGGGAUCACAAUAAACCCUACAUGUCAAGACAGUAAGUUCCUUUUGCCUACCUACAAUUCAGGUACUGUGAAGCUCUUCAUUCUUCACAAAGGUUAGGGACCAAUACCGGUGAAUAUCAAAAAUUUGCUCACAGUUGACACUUACCUUUGAAAUUUUUACAUUUGCCUAUAUUAGUAGUUUACAGUGAACCCCUGCCCAUUUGCUAUUCCAUAUUCACAAAUUCAGCUAUUUGCAUUUUUUUGUGCUCUUUCCGUUAGGCUCUAAGAUGCCGUAAGAUGAUGUCAAAGCCCCGGCAAAAAAAGCAUCGUCCAAGUUAUCCAUCUCGAUUUUGAGAUUUUUUUGUGUGGGGGAAGAGCAAAGUUUCGCCUGAUUGUCAGUGGAAGCUAAGGAGAGCCUUUGUCAUACUGUAUGGACAUAUUUGUAUCUUUUUAAUGAUUUUCUUAGAAGAUGAGUUUCAAAUUGCAAUUAAUUUUGGGGGCCAUCAAUAACUUACUUUUUUGCGCUCUUUGUGGUAAGGGCACAAGCCCCACGAAUAGCAGAGGGCUUUGCUGUCGACCAUGGGUGCCCAAGUCCAGCCCUCGAGAGCCUCCAUCCAGCCUGUUUUAGAUGUCUCCCCCCUGAAAAUACCUGAUUCAAAUAAUAAGAUCAUCAGCAAGCUCGGAGAAGCCUGAUAACUAGCCUGGUCAUUUCAGUCAUGUGUCUUGGAAGAGGGAGACAUCUAGAACAGGAUGGAGAGGGGCUUUCCAGGACCGGACUUGGGCACCCCUGCUUUCCUCUAAAUAUAAUCCAAACGAUGGUCCAUCCAUCCAUCCAUUUUCCAAUCUGCUUUCUCCU
Messenger RNA from Hippocampus comes (tiger tail seahorse), 4689 nucleotides. RefSeq names its product hexose-6-phosphate dehydrogenase (glucose 1-dehydrogenase) (gene h6pd). The record is from RefSeq and is a predicted model, not a curated record. Gene Ontology annotation, biological process: pentose-phosphate shunt, oxidative branch; pentose-phosphate shunt; glucose metabolic process. Gene Ontology annotation, cellular component: endoplasmic reticulum. The coding region runs from base 1496 to 3856 and encodes 786 amino acids. NCBI's taxonomy places the organism in Eukaryota, Metazoa, Chordata, Actinopteri, Syngnathiformes, Syngnathidae. The transcript has 5 exons. Gene Ontology annotation, molecular function: glucose-6-phosphate dehydrogenase activity; 6-phosphogluconolactonase activity; NADP binding.